Lodderomyces margitis is the source of this 1674-nucleotide messenger RNA. RefSeq lists its product as uncharacterized. Gene Ontology annotation, molecular function: aspartic-type endopeptidase activity. Bases 1 to 1674 code for a protein of 557 amino acids. The record is from RefSeq and is a predicted model, not a curated record. The transcript has a single exon. Lineage: Eukaryota; Fungi; Ascomycota; Pichiomycetes; Serinales; Debaryomycetaceae. Gene Ontology annotation, biological process: proteolysis.
AUGAAGUUGGCCACCAGUAUCUCAGCUUCGUUAUUGACGUUGACUCCUAUGAUAUUAGCUGCUUCUGCUGAUGCAGGAAGCUUGAAAAUGGAUUUCAAUAUCAGAAGAGGCGCUUCAAGAGAAGAUUUGUCCCCGGUUGACGAUGUCGACCCUAGAUUCGUUAAACGUUCCGACGAAGAUGGAGCGGUGGAAUUAGAGUUGAUCAACAAUCACACUCUUUAUUUGGCUGAGUUGUAUGUUGGCUCCAACGAAGAAAAGGUUCAAGUACAAAUUGAUACAGGUAGUUCCGAUCUUUGGUUUAUGUCUAGUGAUGUCCAAUGUGAAAAGUCGAACUCAAGCAAGAAAAAGAGAGAUGAACCAUCAAAAUCGGAAAAUGUUGACGCCAACAAGCGCGACGACGAUGAUGAGGGCGACAUCUUGCUGUAUAUUUCUAGUCAUCCAGAAAUCACCGACUUACCAGCCCCAGGCGAUGAUGGUAUUAGUGUUAGUUCAAACUCUGCAGAAGGACCCAACACCUGCACGGUCUAUGGUUCAUUCAGCACCGAUGAUUCCGAUACUUUUGUCCAAAAUGGUACAGAAUUACUUUUCGUAGCAUAUGCUGAUGGUACUAGUGCCUCAGGAACCUGGGGUCAUGACACCGUGAAAGUCGCCAAUAUUUCGGUAUCUGAUGUAAGUUUCGGUAUUGUUAACGACACCAACAUUCAAGUUGGAAUAUUGGGUCUCGGGUUACCUGGGUUGGAAUCCCUUAGUGUGAAUGGCAGCACAUAUGAAAAUUUACCGCUUAAAAUGAAAUCAGACGGGGCCAUUAAAAAGGCAUUGUAUUCUUUAUACUUGAAUGGAGCUGAUGCCAAGACUGGGUCUAUUUUGUUUGGUGCUAUUGAUCACGCUAAGUAUGAAGGUACUUUGGAAACAUUGCCAGUGUUGGAAAGUGAGGGCGACAUUGAAGGUCAACCUCUGUACUUCAUAGUUGCAUUAAAUUCCAUUUCGUUUAAUCAUGAGGGUACCGUAAAAAACUUACUGGAUAACUCAACCGGUGUCUUAUUGGACUCCGGAUCGACCUUGUCAUAUGUGCAACCAGAGGCUGCAAAGGCAUUUGCUGAAGAGCUUGAUGGUGAAUACUCUGAAAGUGCUGGUGCUUAUGUCAUUGAUUGUAAAUAUAAGGAAUCAAAUUCAACGUUGGAUAUCAAGUUUGUUAACAAGACCAUUCACAUUCCAUUGCCGGAGUUGGUUUUGAAAUCUGAUGGCAAAUGCUACUUGGGAAUUUUGGAAGACACAAAUACAGGAACAUUAUUUGGUGAUAAUAUAUUGAGAAGUGCUUAUAUUGUCUACGAUGUGGAAGACACCGAAGUUCAUAUUGGCCAAGCUUAUUACACAGAUGACGAAGAUAUUGAAGUUGUUGAUGGAAAAGUCAACACUGCCGGAGGACAAAAUUCAACAGUAAUAGAUGGAGGAAGUGCAUCAAACUCAAAUGGAACUAACUCAUCUGGGUCAAGCAACUCGACAUCAAGUGGAACUAGCUCAACUUCAUCAAGUAAGACGUCGUCAAGUGGUACUAGCUCAACUUCAUCAAGCAAGUCGUCGUCGAGUGCAAACUCAAACGAUGGGUUGUCGAUCUUCAACUUGUCAUGGGUAUCCAUGCUCGCUGGUUUGAUGGUCUCGUUUAGCUUAUUGUAG